Megachile rotundata (alfalfa leafcutting bee) is the source of this 1474-nucleotide messenger RNA. RefSeq lists its product as uncharacterized. The record is from RefSeq and is a predicted model, not a curated record. Lineage: Eukaryota; Metazoa; Arthropoda; Insecta; Hymenoptera; Megachilidae.
UUUUCUUCGAGAAAAAAUGUCUUCCUUCUAAAUGGUAUAAAAAUUUGUUUCAAUGCUCAAACUUCCUUAUAAAUUUCUGUCUUCGAAUUUAGAUACUAGUAUCAUCAGAAAAGGAAAAGAAUCAAAGUUGCCGGUAUGUGUCAACGAGGAAAAGGAUAUUAAUGUUACACUAAAAAAUAAAAGAUCGAAUGUUAAAAAAAAAGAAGAAUGUAAUGCAGCACGAUAUUAUAAGAAAAAUAUGAAAGCUCCAAUGAAGCAAAAGAAUAAAUUUCCAAAAGAUACUGAAAAAAUAAGUAUCUCAAAUAUGCCUUUAAGGUACGAUAAAAAGAUGUACGAAUAUCAAAUUCUUCAACUGGAUAGAAUAUUCAAACAAUCUGCACAUUGUCCGAUACUAACUCGAGACGAAUUAAAAAUGUUAUUCGUAAAAUAUAAAUCAGAUGGGCAUUAUAGAGCAAACAAAAUUUUACCAUCAUUUACAAGUAUCUUAGAUAAUUCAAACAAUAUCAUUAAUGAAACUAAACAGUUUUGUGACCAAAUGCAAUAUGUUCCUAGUUUCAAUACCAAAGAAACAAAUACCAAAACGUUAGAUACGUUUGCAACUCCAUAUUACUAUAUUGAUAAAGAAAAUUUAAGCGCGUGUGCAAAUACAAGUAGUAUGGAUAAUAAAAUUGACAAUAGGUGUCUUUCUAUUGGUCAAAAUCCUUUUAACAAUAACAACAAUAAUCAAUUAUUUACAAACCACGAUAUGGAAAUAAAUAGCAUAAAUAUAUUAGAUGGUAUUCCAAAUUUUAACCAAUCAAGAUUAGAUUUAAAUGCAAAGAAAAAUUUUAGCACAGAAGAUUAUUUUUCAUACAAUUUUAUGAAUACUCAGAAUAUACCGGAAGAACAUCAUGAUUGCACAAACAAGAAUUUACUUUAUAAUAUAUUUGAUUCAAAUUCUCAAUACAAAAAUUUAAGUAAUAAUGAAACUCUUCAACAGCGUGAUACGCGUGAUAUAAUGCAGUAUGACUCGCAGCUAAAUUCAGAAUUUUGGAAUGACGCCUGGUCAAAUAAAUGGAGCAUGCAUAAAAACAAUAAUCAGUACUGUAAAUAUGCACAUUCAACUGUUAGUCCUUACACUAAUGAUUUAAAAUCAUGCUGCAAUGUAAAUAAUUCUAUGACUGCUUCUCAAAUGACAUUAAUUAAAAAUCACCUUGAAAAUGGAAGUAAUUUUAAUCCUUCCAUUCAUAUACAUACUAAUCCUUUCAUAAAUAGUGAAAAAAAUGUAAUGUAUGAUUUUAACGAUAAUAUCAUUACUCAAGAGAAUUUUAAUCCUCCCUCUGCAGAUUCAAAUAUGAUAUCAGAUAACUUUCUUGCUGAAUCGAAUGCAUCUACUUAUGCUAAUUUUGUUGAUCAGCUCAUGUAAAAAAAUAUGGCGGUUGAACUUAUAGAUUUUAAUUUAUUUAAAUUUUAUAUUUUUGUUACAAAUAUUUAU